This is a messenger RNA of Abrus precatorius (Indian licorice), 1198 nucleotides long. RefSeq names its product BRI1 kinase inhibitor 1-like. NCBI's taxonomy places the organism in Eukaryota, Viridiplantae, Streptophyta, Magnoliopsida, Fabales, Fabaceae. The record is from RefSeq and is a predicted model, not a curated record. Gene Ontology annotation, cellular component: plasma membrane. Bases 135 to 1049 code for a protein of 304 amino acids. Gene Ontology annotation, molecular function: kinase inhibitor activity. The transcript has a single exon.
AAGAAAAGAUCACAACCCUUUUCUAAUACUCUCUCUCUCUCUCUCCCCACCAAAAAGAAAAAAAGAUUAUAGAGUGAGAACUUCAUAUACUGCAUCGAAUCUUGUUACUCUUCAAGACAUCCUCAACUGUAAUAAUGGAAACACAUCUACCCCAAAAGAACACAGAAAACGAUGUGGAAAAGCAACAAACUGAAGGAGAAGCAAAGCAACAACCACCUUCACCAUCCUCUUCCCCUUCUCAUGAGUUCUCCUUCACAAUCUCUCUUCACUCUUCUAACACCACAAUCCAUGAUAAAUCCAAAGCCCCACCUUCUCUUGCAGUUGAUUUAACUCCUGCUGAUGACAUUUUCUUCCAUGGUCACUUGCUCCCUCUUCACCUCCUAUCUCACUUCUCUUCAUCACCCCGUUUUUCCACCAAUUCGAUGGACAGUUUCACACUCCCUAUCAGAGAAUUCUUAGAAGAUGAGAAAAAACCCACUAAGGACAGUGGCAGUUGCAACAGCAGCAACAGGAGCAACAUCACCAUAGAUAGCAUUAGCAAUUGCAAUAGCAACAGCAUCAUCAACAAAGAAGAGUACUACAACAAUAGAGGGACAAAGGAAGAAAGUAAGUCCAAGCCUACUUUUUCAUUGUUUGGAUUAACAAAAGGGCGUAAAGGGUGUCAGGUUAGAGACAAGGAAGAUAAAGAAAAUAAACAUAAGAAGAAUCUAGGUUAUGAUGUGAUCCAUGCACUAAAAAAGUACCUAAGAAUGGUGCAGCCACUAGUGCUUUUCAGAGGGAAAAGAGAAAAAGUCCGGUUCCAUGGACAAGCUUAUUCUCAUUCAGGGAACUUGAUUCGGAGAAAUAAGCCUGAAUUGAGAGGAAGAAGAGGAGAGUAUUCAGCACCAGCAUCUAUGAGGACUUCUCCAACAAACAGUGGCCUUUUGCUUGCAACUGCCACUCUUCCUCCUGCUAAUGACAGCACCAUGGAAGAGUUGCAAGCUGCUAUUCAAGCUGCAAUUGCUCAUUGCAAAAAUUCUAUUGCUAAGGAAGAGAAACUCAAUUGCUGAUAGAGACGUGCUAGAUAAUUUUUUUUUUCCUAGUUGUACUUAUUACUGUCAUAGUUUUCAUAUUUUAUGUUUUGGUAAUGUUAAAUCUACGUCUGAAAAAUUUACACCUGCAGGUUAUUACACUUGAUUACCGAUAUAUAUGUUAAUUG